Messenger RNA from Manduca sexta (tobacco hornworm), 798 nucleotides. Its product is annotated as nucleoside-triphosphatase THEP1. Gene Ontology annotation, molecular function: ribonucleoside triphosphate phosphatase activity. The transcript is spliced from 4 exons. The record is from RefSeq and is a predicted model, not a curated record. The coding region runs from base 205 to 777 and encodes 190 amino acids. Lineage: Eukaryota; Metazoa; Arthropoda; Insecta; Lepidoptera; Sphingidae.
AUUCAUAUUUCAAAAUCUGUUCAAAAUAAAAAUUUAAGACGAAAUUUCAAAAAUCAUAAAUGUCAAUUGCGAUUGAAAUUUGCUGUGAAAGCUGAGAAAUAUAUAAAUUGUUUUGAUUUUUAACGAGAAUAACCUUUGUUGGUUACUUAUGAAAUGCAUUAGUUGUUUAGGGGAACUAGAACUGAUUACUCAAUUAUUGGCAAUAUGGCCAAUAAGUAUAGAUAUUUAUUAAUCACAGGGGAUCCAGGAAUCGGAAAGACGACUUUGAUUAAAAAGAUUUCGUCCAUGGUUGCAGCGAAUAAUAUUAAAGUAUAUGGUUUUUAUACAGAAGAAAUAAGAAAAAAUAGGGUAAGAGAAGGAUUUGAUGUAGUCAGCCUUGAUGGGCUACGGGGUCGCUUAGCCAGAGACCUAGCUCUCCUCAACAGCCCUGUUAAAGCUAAAGUUGGAAAAUAUGGCGUGCUUAUAGAAGAAUUUGAAAAUGUUGCAUUGCCUUGUUUGAAUGAGAAACAAUUUGGAUCUCAAAGUUUGCUUGUCAUAGAUGAGAUUGGAAAAAUGGAAUUCUUCAGUAAUGCAUUUAAAAAUAAAAUUAAAAAUAUAUUUGACCAGCAAUUAAAUUAUACAGUUUUAGCCACAAUACCUAUUACAAAAAGUGACAAGCUAAUUGAAAAUAUAAGAAAUCAUAAUAAGGCUAAAGUGUGGGUGGUCACUUACGAAAACAGAAAUCACAUCUACGAAGAAAUAAUGCAAGAAAUUGAAACCAGUUUAAGUACAAAAUAAAAUAUUUGAUAAUUUGGAUCA